Messenger RNA from Neopsephotus bourkii (Bourke's parrot), 2650 nucleotides. RefSeq names its product amyloid beta precursor like protein 2 (gene APLP2). Lineage: Eukaryota; Metazoa; Chordata; Aves; Psittaciformes; Psittacidae. Gene Ontology annotation, cellular component: membrane. The coding region runs from base 78 to 2339 and encodes 753 amino acids. Gene Ontology annotation, biological process: central nervous system development; axonogenesis. The transcript has 18 exons. The record is from RefSeq and is a predicted model, not a curated record. Gene Ontology annotation, molecular function: transition metal ion binding; serine-type endopeptidase inhibitor activity; heparin binding.
CCUCGUGAGGCGGCUCCCUCCGAGGGGGCUCCGCGGCCGCAGUAGCGCUUGGGCGGCGGCGGUGGCGGGUGGAGGCGAUGGGGUCAACGUUGCGCUUCCCGUUCUUGCUCCUGCUGGGGCUGGCUGGCCCCGCGGCCACGCUCGCUGGGUACAUCGAGGCGCUCGCAGCCAAUGCAGGGGCAGGCUUCGCGGUGGCAGAGCCUCAGAUUGCCAUGUUCUGUGGGAAGCUCAAUAUGCACGUGAACAUCCAGACUGGGAAAUGGGAGCCUGACCCUUCCGGGACCAAGAGCUGCUUUGGAAGAAAGGAAGAGAUCCUGCAGUACUGCCAGGAGAUGUAUCCAGACCUGCAGAUUACGAACGUGGUGGAAGCCAACCAACCCAUUAGCAUCGACAGCUGGUGCAAGAGGGGGAAGAAGCAGUGCAAGGACCACACUCACAUUGUCGUGCCCUACAAGUGCCUGGUGGGGGAGUUUGUAAGCGACGUCCUGCUGGUGCCAGAGAAGUGCCGGUUCUUCCACAAGGAGCGGAUGGAUGUGUGUGAAAGCCAUCAGCACUGGCAUACUGUGGCCAAGGAGGCCUGUCUGACAGAAGGGAUGAUCCUGCACAGUUAUGGCAUGCUGCUGCCCUGUGGAGUAGACCAGUUCCAUGGAACAGAAUAUGUAUGCUGCCCUCAGGCAAAGGUUGUGGAUGAGGCUCUGUCCAAAGAGGAAGAGGAUGAAGAUGAGGAUGAAGACUAUGACCUCUAUAAAAGUGAGUUCCCUACAGAGGCAGGUGUAGAAGACAUCACAGGAACAGCUGUGGAGGAGGAUGAGGAUGAAGAAGAUGAAGGGGAAGAGGAGGAGGACGUGGUGGAAGACCGUGAUUACUACUACGAUAGCUACAAAGUGGAUGAUUACAACGAGGAGACCCCCACAGAGCCAAGCAAUGACAAGGCUGCUCCUGAAAAGGAAGUCAACAGUGACAUGAAAUCUGUCUGCUCCCAGGAGGCGAUGACAGGGCCCUGCCAGGCUGUGAUGCCUCGUUGGUACUUCGACCCUAACAAGAGAAAAUGCAUUCGCUUUAUAUAUGGAGGCUGCGGAGGCAACAGGAACAAUUUUGAGUCAGAGGAGUAUUGUAUGGCUGUGUGUAAAAAGAUGAUGCCAACCGAUGAUGUGGAUGUCUACUUUGAAACCCCAGCUGAUGACAACGAACAUGCCCGCUUCCAGAAGGCAAAGGAGCAGCUGGAGGUCAGGCACCACAACCGUAUGGACCGGGUGAAAAAGGAAUGGGAAGAAGCAGAACACCAAGCUGUCAAUCUGCCCAAGGCGGAAAGGCAGACUCUCAUUCAGCACUUCCAGGCAAUGGUGAAAUCCCUGGAGAAGGAGGCAGCAAGCGAGAAGCAGCAGCUGGUGGAAACUCACCUUGCUCGUGUGGAAGCGAUGCUGAACGACCGCCGCCGCAUCGCUCUGGAGAACUACCUGGCUGCCCUGCAGGCUGACCCACCACGGCCCCACCGCAUCCUGCAAGCUCUGAAGCGCUACGUUCGGGCCGAGAACAAGGACCGGCUGCACACCAUCCGCCACUACCAGCACGUCCUGGCCGUUGACCCAGAAAAGGCUGCACAGAUGAAAUCUCAGGUGAUGACACAUCUCCAUGUGAUUGAGGAGCGGAUGAAUCAAAGCUUGUCUCUGCUCUACAAGGUGCCAUAUGUGGCUGAAGAAAUCCAGGAUGAGAUUGAUGAGCUGCUUCAGGAGCAGCGUGCAGACAUGGACCAGUUCACAUCCUCCAUCUCGGAAUCCCAGGUGGAUGUCAGGGUGAGCUCUGAGGAGAGUGAAGAAAUUCCCCUGGAGGGCAAACCUUUCCGUCCGUUCCAGGUGAAAACCUUCCCAGCCUUGCCUGAGAAUGAAGAUCCUCAGACGGAUUUGUACCACCCCAUGAAAAAAGGUUCUGGCAUGACUGAGCUGGAUGGGCUGAUCGGCGCUGAAGAAAAGGUGAUUAACAGCAAGAAGAAAGUGGAUGAAAAUGUGGUCAUCGACGAAACCCUGGAUGUGAAGGAGAUGAUUUUCAAUGCAGAGCGUGUCGGUGGGCUGGUGGACGAGCCGGAUAAUGACAACUCCCUCCGUGAUGACUUCAGUUUCAGCAGCAGUGCCCUCAUUGGCCUUUUGGUGAUUGCUGUUGCCAUAGCUACCGUUAUAGUCAUCAGCUUGGUGAUGCUGAGGAAGAGGCAGUAUGGGACCAUCAGCCAUGGGAUUGUGGAGGUUGACCCGAUGCUUACCCCAGAAGAGCGGCAUCUGAGCAAGAUGCAGAACCACGGCUACGAGAACCCCACUUACAAAUACCUGGAGCAGAUGCAGAUAUAAAAGAGAUGAAGAUAACAGCAGCCCUGGCUGGGAAAGGCUCAGGGCGGAGGGCCAAAGUGGUCCAGCGUUUUGGAUCAACUACUGACCAACAGUUGCUUCGAGAGGACUUCAUCUUACAUUCAGAACUCCUGGAUCAUUAAGACUAUAAUUACUACUGUAGAGUUGCAAUUUCCAUUCUUUUAAAUGGGUGAAGAAAUGAUAAUAUAACAAUAUGAUAUAUAAAUCUCCUUAAAUGGGAAAAAAAUGGAUCUAUUGCAGAUAUUUGACUGAGAUGUAGUUUUCUUUUUGGGUUUUUUUUUUGGUUUUGUUUU